Messenger RNA from Oppiella nova, 446 nucleotides. NCBI's taxonomy places the organism in Eukaryota, Metazoa, Arthropoda, Arachnida, Sarcoptiformes, Oppiidae. The record is from the annotation of a GenBank genome assembly.
CAUAAACCAAAUCAUAAUUGAAUAUUGUAUUAAAUAAUUUAAAUAUUAUGUUUGAAACUCAUAUAAUUGUAUUGAUAUUAGGGUUGUCGGUGUGUUGGCCCGUAUUUGGCGGUUGGGUUGAGGUGUGGAGAGACGACUUCAACGGCAAUUCACUCAACCCAAGUAACUGGAAGUUUGAAACGGGAGGGGGAGGUUGGGGUAAUAAUGAGCUCGAGUACUACACUAAUGGCCAGAAUGUUCAGGUGGCUAACGGUGUGUUAACCAUACAAGUGAAAGUACAGAACCAGGGUGAUAAUAAUUUCACGUCAUCCCGGCUCAAUUCACUGCAAGCCUGGACUUACGGCUAUUUUCAAGCCAGAGCUAAGCUGCCAAAUGGUUAUGACUUAUGGCCAGCCAUUUGGCUCUACCCUCAAACCAAUACAUACGGCACAUGGGCGGCCAGUGGU